This is a messenger RNA of Neltuma alba, 1982 nucleotides long. RefSeq names its product DUF21 domain-containing protein At1g47330. The record is from RefSeq and is a predicted model, not a curated record. Gene Ontology annotation, cellular component: cytoplasm. The transcript has 12 exons. Bases 209 to 1681 code for a protein of 490 amino acids. Lineage: Eukaryota; Viridiplantae; Streptophyta; Magnoliopsida; Fabales; Fabaceae. Gene Ontology annotation, biological process: intracellular manganese ion homeostasis; magnesium ion homeostasis.
UACGCUGGUGGCUGCUGGAAAACCGAAAUCUGCAGUGACCGUUCUGUCAUCAAAUUCCACUGUCGUCUCGAACCAGAGACUCCAUCUUUUGCCGUUGCUUCGGGUGAUCAAACCCUGGUCUUUGUGGAAGUUGGUGUAGUUAGAGACAUACACUUUGCGUGUACGCUUGCAAGCUCUCUCGUUCUCGCCUACGUAGAACAACAGAGAGAUGGUGAUGGAGGUAGAGUGCUGUGGGACGCGAUUCGCUCUGUACGUGUUGAUAGUGAUAGGGUUGGUGUGCUUUGCCGGACUGAUGGCUGGUCUUACUCUCGGUCUUAUGUCUUUGGGCAUCGUCGACCUUGAGGUUCUCAUCAAGUCUGGUCGUCCUCAGGAUCGUGCUCAUGCUGCUAAAAUUUUUCCAGUGGUAAAAAACCAGCAUCUUUUGCUUUGCACGCUUUUGAUUGGCAACUCUUUAGCAAUGGAGGCUCUUCCUAUUUUCCUAGAUGCUCUAGUGCCUCCAUGGGCAGCGAUCUUGUUAUCAGUCACACUCAUCCUUGUGUUUGGAGAGAUAAUGCCACAAGCUGUCUGCACUCGUUAUGGAUUGACAGUAGGAGCUACAAUGGCACCCUUUGUUCAUGUUCUUCUUCUAAUAUUCUACCCCAUUUCUUAUCCAAUUAGCAAGGUUCUCGAUUGGAUGCUUGGUAAGGGACAUGCUGCCCUUUUAAGGAGGGCAGAGCUCAAGACUUUCGUAAACUUUCAUGGGAAUGAGGCUGGCAAAGGAGGAGAUUUAACACAUGAUGAGACGACAAUCAUAACUGGUGCCCUUGAGUUGACUGAAAAGACUGCAAAAGAUGCCAUGACCCCCAUAUCAAAGGCAUUUUCCCUUGAUCUGGAUGCAACUCUAACUUUGGAGACACUGAAUGCAAUAAUGACUAUGGGUCAUAGUAGAGUUCCAGUUUAUGCAGGAGAUCCAACGAAUAUCAUAGGACUUGUUCUGGUUAAAAAUCUUCUAAUGGUUUAUUCGAAAGAUGCAGUUCCCCUAAGAAAAAUGAUUAUAAGAAAAAUUCCUCGUGUUGCAGACAACAUGCCUCUCUACGACAUACUAAAUGAAUUUCAGAAGGGUCACAGUCAUAUAGCCGUUGUGUAUAAGGACCUGAAUGCUAAAAAGGAAGUACCUAAAAAGAAUAAAGAUGGGGAACAACUUGAAUUUAAGGACAGCUGCAAGAACAAGGAGAAAAAGGCAUCCUUGGAGAAAGGUGCCAAAUCGGAGAUGAUCGGGGGUUCUAAUGGAGGUCCACAGGUGAAGAGAAGCCCACCAACUACUCCUUCCUUUAAGAAGCGACAUAGAGGUUGUUCAUAUUGCAUCUUGGACGUAGAGAAUGCUCCCCUGCCAACAUUUCCACCCAAUGAAUUGGUUGUUGGCGUAAUUACAAUGGAGGAUGUCAUUGAAGAACUUCUUCAGGAGGAAAUAUUGGAUGAAACUGAUGAAUAUGUUAAUAUUCAUAACAAGAUAAAAGUGAACAUGCAGGCUUCCAAGGAAAAGGCCCCUGAUGCAAACAUAAUGCAGCCUUCUGUAAAGGGAUCAUCAACGUCAUCAACUUCGAGCUCUGCAGGCAUGACUGCUGAUUCUCUAGCAAUUUCAGGACGCACUCCAGCUACUUCCUUUUCUGCUGCCACUUCUGCAACAGGCUCGGCUCAUUGAGCCAGUUCAAGAGUGCAUGCAUAAAGAAUGAACUGUGAAAAGGGCAGAGCAGGAGAUUGUUACUCAUGAAUGAUAUAAUGAAUCAUGUUAGGAUAUACGAAGAAGGAAUCGUAUAAGAUGUACUUAGGUGUUGUGUAUAGGUUGGAAAAUUAAAUAUAAUGUGUGUGGGUAGAUCCUGCAAGGGAGUUUGGUGUUCAUAUUUAUUUCCUUCCAUGAACGGAUGAAACGGCCGAAAAGUGAGUAUAUUGUUUCUGCCAGACAUUAAUUUAAGAUAAUUAAAAUCUAAACCUUUUAAAAUCCA